UAGGUUCCUGGGUCCAGAGCCUGGCACUCAGGCCUGGGUGGAUGCCUGUCCACUUCUGCUUUCCCUGGCUCUCAGAGGCCUAGGCCUGGGGUGCCACUGCGGUCGCCUGCUUGCACACGACCGACCGGGCGCUGGACGCCUCUGGCUUCUUGCACUGCACUCCGGGGAGGCUGGAGUUUAAUCACACAGUGUCCGGCUUCCUGUCCUCGUUCGCCCCCCUCCGGCCCGCUUCCCUGGCCCCUCCCUCUCCCCUGGCCCGAUCCGCCCACCAGCUCCCCCUCCCCAUCCCUUGGGUCCUGGGAUGGGGGGGCGGUGAGGCAGGCACAGCCCCCGGCCCCCAUGGCCGCCCGUCGGAGCCAGAGGCGGAGGGGGCGCCGGGGGGAGCCGGGCACCGCCCUGCUGGCCCCGCUGGUGCUGAGCCUGGGCCUGGCGCUGGCCUGCCUUGGCCUCCUGCUGGUCGUGGUCAGCCUGGGGAGCUGGGCAACGCUGUCUGCCCAGGAGCCUUCUCAGGAGGAGCUGACAGCAGACGACCACCAGGAGCCCGCUGAACUGAAUCCCCAGACAGAGGGAAGCCAGGAUGUGGUGCCUUUCUUGGAACGACUAGUCCGGCAUCGAAGAAGCGCUCCUAAAGGCCGGAAACCGCGGGCUCGCAAAGCUAUUGCCGCACAUUAUGAAGUUCAUCCACGGCCAGGACAGGAUGGAGCGCAGGCAGGUGUCGAUGGGACCGUGAGUGGCUGGGAAGAGGCCAAGAUCAACAGCUCCAGCCCUCUGCGCUACGACCGCCAGAUCGGGGAAUUUACAGUCAUCAAGACUGGGCUCUACUACCUAUACUGUCAGGUGCACUUCGAUGAGGGGAAGGCUGUCUAUCUGAAGCUGGACUUGCUGGUGAAUGACGCGCUGGCCUUGCGCUGUCUGGAGGAGUUCUCAGCCACAGCAGCAAGCUCCCCUGGACCCCAGCUUCGGCUGUGCCAGGUGUCUGGGCUGCUGGCCCUCCAGUCAGGGUCUUCCCUUCGGAUCCGUACUCUGCCCUGGGCUCAUCUUAAGGCUGCCCCCUUCCUCACCUACUUUGGACUCUUUCAAGUUCACUGAGGGGUCCUGCUCUCCAAGACUCCCUGUACCCACACAGCUCCCGGAGCACCGCGACCCCCCCCGACCCUGAGCUCCGGUCCCGUCCUCUCCUCUAAAGGCAGCCGGGGCUUGUUCACGUGUUUUCCAUCCCACCGAAACAUUCCUGUUCUUCCUUAACACCCCAUCCCACCCCAGCUGUCCACCUCCCUAGCUCCCAGAGCCCCACUUGUCCCCGAUCGCCCCCACCCCCGGCCCCCAGGACACUGUGUUUACUGACUGUGCAUCAGGCACUGAGAUGGGCUGGACCUGGCAGCAGGAAGCAAAGAGCCUGGGACUGGGCCAGAAGUUCCCAAAUGUGAGGGCUAAGAGCCUUAGACAAGCCCCUCCCUGGAUCCCUGUGGAUUUUGAAAAGAUACUAUUUUUAUUAUUAUUGUGACAAAAUGUUAAAUGGAUAUUAAAGAGAAUAAAUCAUGA
Messenger RNA from Peromyscus leucopus (white-footed mouse), 1542 nucleotides. Its product is annotated as tumor necrosis factor ligand superfamily member 12. The coding region runs from base 340 to 1089 and encodes 249 amino acids. Gene Ontology annotation, cellular component: membrane. Gene Ontology annotation, molecular function: tumor necrosis factor receptor binding; receptor ligand activity. Gene Ontology annotation, biological process: immune response. The transcript has 7 exons. The record is from RefSeq and is a predicted model, not a curated record. Lineage: Eukaryota; Metazoa; Chordata; Mammalia; Rodentia; Cricetidae.